CCGAGUGAAUGGGAAAGAACAGUAUAUAUUGUCUAGUGCGGGUAAUAGGCACAACUAGACAAGCAGCUGAUAAUGAAAGUAAAGGUAGAAUUAAGAAUAAAAAUAAAAAUCAUACUAGCUAGGCCCACGUUAAUAGAUUUUGUUUAGACCUUUAUGUCGCUAAUUAAAGGAAGGGAUUGAGAUUAUUCAACAACUUUUAAAGAGUUGAUUGUACUCUCUUGAUCAAAUAUUUCAGGCCACAGAGCAACAAAGUCAGCACCAACAGAGUCAGCACCAUCUAACUUCCUUGAUCAGACAUUCAGACCUAUAUCAAAACUUUGAUACUCAUGUAAUAUAAUCACAGGAAAUUUUAAUUUCAAUUCCCUGCCCUUCCCUACAUUAGAGAGGCAUAUCAUAGGAUAAGAUUUUAUUAUCAGCAACUAAUCGCCUUCUUAGCCUUCUCCUAUACCUGCUCCUCAUAAGUCUUGUUUACUUGGAUAGAUAGAUAAUACAGUAUAUUAUCAUUACAUCUUGUCGGUAGAAACUAGAGUCAGGCCAGAAUCUAAAAACAAAUUAUAGAUAUCAAUCUCAUCAAACUAGUGUCAGCACCUUCAACCUCAAGCUCGUCUAUGGAAAUCACAUCCCCUAGCAGGCCUGAUGACAGCGAUGCCAAUGCCACUGCAACAGCCACAGUUGACCAUCAUCAUUACACUCCUUUUGAUUCCAUACACAAGAGCAAUUAUGAUUUUGGUGGUGUGAGCGAGAUCAUUGAGAUUAUGGAGGAAGAUGAGGAGAAUCUUAUUGCAUCGUCACAUAAAAAAAAUAAGACUAGCUUUAUUGGGAGAUCAGGAGGGCAGCAGUUGACUACUAUCAGUGAAGGUGGCAUAAUAACUAACACCACAAGUUUGUUCUCUAUUGAUAUCCACAAUAAUAGUGGAAGAUCAUCUGAUGAUGUGGUGUAUGUUGCGGUGGGCAAGAGUGAAUCGAGCAAUGGUGCGCUUCUAUGGACCCUCAAGCAUUCUGUUCAUCCUGGGACUACUCUUGUUUAUCUCAUUCACGUCUUCUCUGACCUCAAAUUCAUUCCAAGCCCUUUUGGAGGAGGGGUGGUACCAAAGACUCAAGUGAGUCCAGACCUUGUGGAGAGUUACAUGGUGCAGGAUACCAGAAAGAGGCGGGAAUUACUUAACAAGUACGUUGAUAUCUGCACUUCACAUCGGGUACAGGUAGAGACUAUACUGAUCGAGAGUGAUUUUGUGGCAAAUGCUAUCGUGGAGUUGAUUUCUGUUCUCAACAUUCGCCAGUUGGUUGUAGGAAUGUCCAAGUCCAACUUGAGGAAACUGAAAGCAGGAAAAGGAAGUGCGACAGUAGCAGAUCAGAUAAGGCAAAAUGCAGAUGAGGGGUGCGAGCUCACAAUUGUAUGUCAGGGCAAAAAACUGAAUAUGUCUGAGCAUUAUCGAACUUUUGAAUAUCAUCUGCAUUCAAAUUCUACUUCUUCACCAACAGCUGCCUCUAGCGAAGGCCGUAAUCAAUUCGACGAGCAGCAACAGCAGCCUCCUCCACCCCACGGUUCCUUCUCUUGUUGCUUUAAAGGUUAAUGUUUUUCAUCGUCCAAGUAUCAAUUUUAUGUAAGAGGAAAAAUACAAGAAGCGGGGAUAGCUCAGUUGGGAGAGCGUCAGACUGAAGAUCUGAAGGUCGCGUGUCCGAUCCACGCUCACCGCAUUUUGUCAUUAUUUUUCGCAAAUAUAGCCGCCGUUCCUCCUUGAGAGCUGUGACUUGUAAAGAAUGUAUGCAACCUCACACUUGACUACUUGAGUAGUUUAUUUUACUUUUAAGUUGUUGUAUCUGUACUCUGCUGAGGAGUACUAUUGUAUAUCUGUUCCAUACAAUAAUUCCAUUUAGGAGACAUUCAGUCCGACAAAUAUGCAAUAAUAAUAUCAAGUAAUAUGUACUUAUUUAAAUGUCUUUAAUUAAUACUCCAAAUCCUACUUUGAUCUACUGACUUUAGACCCUAAUUAUGACUCCCAGCCCUUUAACAAUCAGAAUUAUGUUACUUUAGUCCUUAAUCAUGCACUUGUAGUCACCCUUGCCUUGGUGAGUUGGUGCAGUACA
This is a messenger RNA of Chenopodium quinoa (quinoa), 2088 nucleotides long. RefSeq lists its product as uncharacterized. The transcript has 4 exons. The record is from RefSeq and is a predicted model, not a curated record. NCBI's taxonomy places the organism in Eukaryota, Viridiplantae, Streptophyta, Magnoliopsida, Caryophyllales, Amaranthaceae. Bases 609 to 1574 code for a protein of 321 amino acids.